Messenger RNA from Dendronephthya gigantea, 1363 nucleotides. RefSeq lists its product as uncharacterized. The transcript has 8 exons. Lineage: Eukaryota; Metazoa; Cnidaria; Anthozoa; Malacalcyonacea; Nephtheidae. The coding region runs from base 620 to 1258 and encodes 212 amino acids. The record is from RefSeq and is a predicted model, not a curated record.
UCGAUACUUUACAGGAGAGGUUGUUGGGAAACUGUCAAUGAUUACCAUCAGUGUUCAGACUUCAGUCUUCUUCAUUUUCAAUUCAGCCUAAACUACAUGCCUUACGAAUUAUUAAGCCACAACCACAAGCGUUCACAAAUCAAUUCUAUGCAUCAAAACGUUUUUAUCUAAAUAUAUUUCAUAAUUCAUAAAAUAUAACUGCUGGUAAAACUCACGGUUGCUUUGACAACCGUGAAGUAACAACAUCGAAGCCAGCAGGUCAUAGACAUAGUGGUUUAGUCCUCCUGACUUAUUAAAUUAAAACAUUUGUAGGUUCAGCAACGGGAACACUUGAGCAUUUUUCAAAACUCUGUUCCCUUCAGAAUAUUUGUAUAAUCAUGCAGAAAUGUUGAACUGCGACUUGAAGUAUCGUCGUAAAAUAUGUAUACAAAACAUUUCAAUCAUCUUGCGUCAAUAAUUGCCUUUAUCUCCAUUGAAACGCGCGCGCUAAUUGGUCCAAAACCUCGUUCAGUGGAUUAUUUUACACGGUCAUAUUUGUUUUGGAAAUAGCGGAGUCUUGAGGCCAAACAUUGCGAGAGCUUGAACCAGCUGAUAAAAUCAGUUUUUGUCGAGCGAUAAAAUGUAUUACAGUUCGCAAACACAGUUCCCUUCGUUGGAAGGACCUAAAUUUAAUCGUGGAACGGUAAUGCUCGCCUCUGCAAAAGAGGGACUUUAUCAUCCACACUUGCCGACCUUUCGACGUAUGGACAUGGACACUGUCUCUGAGAAACUACCUUAUGAACAUUGUAGAACGACUACAAACCUUACCAGAGACGAUUUUCGACAUGCUGCUGUGACUUUAUUCAGGAAGACGAAAGAGCCUCUUCGAGAGGAGUUUAACGUAGAAAACGAGAGCAAACAACGUCCAGCUACGGAUUAUGGUCGACCUGAAACAAGGUCUUUGCAUGAAGCGUCUCGCACCAGUCAAAGUCAAAGACCAUACACUAACUCUGGUUUUGGAAGUGAUCUGCGAAGGAUGCAUCCUGAUAAGUUAGGAGAACUCUUCCCGGCUUUUCGCAGAGAACCAGAUGAAAGCUCUUUUUCCAAGAGAUACAAGUUUCAAUACAUUCCACCUCACGUGCGUCCGGAGCAGUAUUCGAGAUUUCAUUUUGUUGACUGGACUGGAAUCAGACCGAUUCCUGCCAAUACAUACUCUCGAUACAGGGACGCCCACCCAAUGUACAGUGAAAAUAUCGCUUCCAGAUCGUGGAAACCUUAAUAUAUCAAUCUGAAUCCAAAGGAAGACUUUUGAAAAUAAACAUUUAAUUCGUUUGCUGUUUUUGUAAUAUAGAUUAAUCAUUAAUCUUUAUCACGUUCACUUUUG